UAGUGUCUCAUUGACGUUUAACGUGUAAUAUUUCUGGGUAGUUUAUUGAUUUGUAUGCAUAAUUUUGCGAAUGAUAUUAAUAUAAAUUAAAAGUACAUAAUUUGUAAAUAUGUCGAGUAAAAACAAAUCUCUUGAUGGUGCCAAUAAGAUUAAAGUAAGCGAAUCAGUAUGGAAAAAGACAUUAACUGCCAAUGCAGAAUGGCCAGAUAAGGAAGAGUUUUUGGACGUCAUUUAUUGGAUGCGGCAAGCUAUUGGCAUAAUUUUAGGCCUAUGUUGGGGUCUUCUACCGCUGAAGGGGAUUGUGGGGUUAUUACUAUUUGUGGUUGUGAAUGCUGCAGUGAUAUACUUUUAUGUGAACAAUUUCCAAAGUAUAGAUGAAGAGGAAUAUGGUGGCAUGUGGGAGAUCACUAAAGAAGGAUUUAUGACUUCAUUUGCUGGGUUUUUGGUUACAUGGAUCAUUAUGUACACUGGACUACACGGGAAUGAUAGUUUAUGAGACUCAAAGUAAUAAUAACUAGUGACUAGACUUAAUGCAGAGAGACCCAGUACAAAAGAGUUGGAGAUCACAUGUUCAGCCAAAUGUGUGACUGUAUUGACCAUUAAGAACAGUACUAUUACACUGUACAUUGCAUAUGUUGAAACAAUCUUGUUCACUGAUAUUACCUCAAAAUGUUUGUCAUUUAUGUUACAAUUGUUUAACAUAGAAAUGUGAUAUACUAGAAUCCAUUUUACAUGUAUAAUGUAUCUUUGGUAGACGCAUAGAUAUUCUGUUGAAAUGUUACUUUCCAUCAUGUACAUUGAUACUGGGGCAAUCAUUGAAUAUAUUAUAUCUAUCUAUGUCAGUCCAAGUUCACCCAUCAUUGGGUAUAGGCCGCUUUAUGACUUCGUCAAAUGAUCAGAUCCUUCACCAUGCAUAUUGAGGUCUUUAUAAUAUUAAUAUUAUAUUGUGUUAUAAUAUUAUACUGGCAAACUAUACUCAAAUUAAUAUUAUUUAGAAAAUUCCUAAUGGUCUGAAAUUUCCACUUAUAAUUAAUUAUAAAUGGUAAUUCUUCAUAUACUUCUAUAAUAAUUAUAACAAAUAGUUCAUUCAUCUAAUUGACUAUUUCCUAAAUGAGAAUCCAUAAAUGGAGCACAAAAUUAACGAAGAUAAUUAAGCAAAAUAUUUCUUAUAAUAAUUCUGUAAUUUGACAUAAUUCAAAUUAAAUUAUAAAAUUUUGAAGUAUUUCUGUAGAAAUAAUUGCUCUAGUAUGGUUAUGUUGGUGGUUUAUAUAAAAUAAACACUGCUAUGAUUUAAGUAAACUCACUAUUUUAACCCAAAAUUAUUUCAAAUUGGCCAGUAUUUAUUUAUCUCCACUUCAGCCAUUUAAUUUUAAAUUGUUGAUCAAUUGGAUGCAUGCAAAUAUGAAUCGUUUUACGGUCCUAUUACGAUUUACCAAAGUAGCUAGUUAGAUGCUUAAAUGCGAAAAAUUUCUUUAAAAUAAGAAAAUGCUUAUUGUUUUUAUACAGUAUUCUGUAUUUUCUUUAUGUAUACAAAACUAGAUAUUGAAACAUCGAUCAAUGUCAUUAUUUUUAUUUAAAAUGAAAUCGCGUGGUUGUAACUUUGGGAGUAUGUGAAAAUAUGAUUGAUGUCACACCCUUAGAAAUCAUCAAUCAUUAUCUGUCCACUGAUGGACAUAGGCCUUUCCCAUAGACUGACAUAAAGAACAGAGCCGUUCCAUAUGCCAGUUUAUCAUUAAUGGUAUUUUGCCAAAAGUUGGGAUGCUGCUGCUCAUCUCUUGACUAUUAAGUUCCCUAUUCGCCUUUUACGGCACCCAUGGAAAGGGGGUGGCCCAAUCUAUGCCGGGACUACAUGGCACCAUUUUAUAUUUAAGAAAAAAAAAUUGUGUUUCUUAGGACAUUACAUGGUCAAACAAAAUUGAUAUAUAACUAAAACAUUAUUUCAAAUUUCGAGUUUUGAUCUUUUAAGGGGUGCGAUGUAUCAAAAUGCUAUAAAUAGGUCUAAAUAAAUAAAAUAAUGUAUUGUGUAUUUAUGAAAACAAGUGACAUGUUUAAAUACAGAAUUUGAGAGUUCCAGAACAAUAUUUUGUGGGUUUUUUGUGUUACAAAUGUAUUUUAUAUUAUUAAUUUCAAAUCAUAUUUUUUUCGUUUUAUUUAUUGGUGUUGGCAAGAUUAAUUUUAUUUUGAGUGAAAUGAUGUAUUUAUAUAAGCUUAAUUAUGUAAGUAAUUGUUAAGUUUUAUCAAUCUUAUAAUACUCCUUGGAGUUGUGUUUCAACAACAGUGGAAUGUUCAAUUUAUCAUAAACCGAUGCAAUAAUAAAUUUAUAUUAAGCCAAACAUUGUACAAACUUAUUUGUUGCUCGAAGUUGACCCCAUUAGUUUUGAAAAAAAUAUUGAAAUGGUUGAUCGAAAUAAAGUUUUUAUAACUUUUAGCAUUUUUCUUUUGUAUAAACAAGUAUAAAAUUGAUAUACACAGUAAUUCUAUUUUUUUGGUGUAAUAAAUUAAAUAAUACCAGAAAAGUCUA
Messenger RNA from Galleria mellonella (greater wax moth), 2521 nucleotides. Its product is annotated as respirasome Complex Assembly Factor 1. NCBI's taxonomy places the organism in Eukaryota, Metazoa, Arthropoda, Insecta, Lepidoptera, Pyralidae. The record is from RefSeq and is a predicted model, not a curated record. Bases 110 to 496 code for a protein of 128 amino acids. Gene Ontology annotation, biological process: mitochondrial respirasome assembly. The transcript is spliced from 4 exons.